AUGAAGAGUGUCUGUAUCGUCGGAGCCGGGCCAGCAGGCCUGGUGACCGCAAAGACUUUCCUGGACACAGAGCAAUUCGAUGUAACCAUCUACGAGAAGCAUGAUCGCAUCGGCGGCAUCUGGGCACUUGACGAAGAUACUCAGGAUGCUUUCCUAUCGCCAUUUACGCCAACAAACCUGUCGAAGUUCACAGUAGGCUUUAGCGAUCUCGACUGGAAUGAGAUCGACGCUCGGAGCAAGAGCUCCACGAGUUCGGUGAAUGGUGCCAAGAAACCACGAGUACCGUUGUAUCCCAAGGCUCACCACGUAAAUCGGUAUCUGGAGGAAUAUACGCGCCGCUAUCUCACGGAUGCAAAAAUAUGUCUGAGUACCAAAGUCAUCUCCGCCUCUCGGACCUGUAAGUAUGGGAGUGAUUCAGCUUGCUGGAGUAUUAAGACGGAGUCACACACUGGUCAUCACGGACAGGAGACCUUCGAACACUUUGUGUUAGCAUCAGGAUUCUUCUCGAGACCGCGUUCGAUUGGGCAUGAUUUGCCCGACGCAAGUGGCAAAAAUGAGAAGGAUUAUUCCAAGAUCAUACACAGCUCACGAUUCCGCGUGUUAGCAGACCUGUUUCCUCGAGGGCCUGCACAAGACACAAAUAUCUUGAUUAUAGGUGGCGGCAACUCCGCAGGCGAGACGGCUGCUGCUGUAGCGAUGCAGCUAUCUAAUGCUCGAUGGUCGCCAAACAAGGGUCAAACGCAGCGAUACCAAGGCUGCAAGGUAAUACAUGUGACGCCAAGGCCCAUGUAUGCAAUACCUCCCUUCGUCGAGUACGAAGAAGGGUCGCGAAGUUACGUGCCUGUCGAUCUGAAGCUGUAUGAUUACUCGAAGCGGCCACAGGGUAUGGAGAGCUAUGGUGGUCAGCAGGUACCGCAAGUCCGCGACAUAGUGCACAAGUCUAUCCAGACUAUGGUUGGUGGAGAUCAAGCGGAUCUGGGUAGUAAUGCACUUGUGAGCAACGGCGAAGGUGCGGAUAGAGGUACAGCAUAUGUGGCGCUUACUGAGACAUACUCUGAGUUUGUGCGGAGUGGCCUCAUAGAAGUCAACGCUGGUAGAGUUCUUGAUCUGAAUUACUUGGACUCUCUACAUAGUGCUGUGAUCGCGCAUGAUGGGCAGCAGAGUACCGUCGAGAAUAUUUCAGCAGUCAUCUACGCUACUGGCUACGACCCGACAUCCGCGAUUGACUUCCUCGACGACGAUGUAAAGACUGCUCUCGACUUCGAUUCUACCAGCAUGCGUCUUCCCGUCCUGCUGGAACAAUGGCAGACAGUCAACAGGAGAGUACCAGAUUUGGCUUUUGUUGGCAUGUAUGAAGGGCCGUAUUGGCCGAUGAUGGAGAUACAGGGAAGGUUGACGGCAUCACGCUGGUUGGGAGAAACUGCGUACGCCGAGCAGCGUCCAUUCGAGACGGUAUCAAGGCUGGAGGAGAUGCGACUGAGCAUGCAGCGGAAAGGUCUGGAUGUGGGACAGUUCUGGUUCAAUGACUAUCUAGGGUACUGCGAGGAUAUAGCGGAUCAUCUUGGCCUAUCGAGACUGCAUGGCAAGUUCGGCCCAAAGCAAGGUUGUACAUCUCCAGCUCGCUUCAAAACAGCCAAUACACAGGUAUCGCAAGCGCAAGCUAUCUUGGAUGAUCUGCACGAAACAUGGUUCGCAUGUAUCGACAAAGGCAGAUAUGUACCACGAGCUGUCUUGCGAGCACUCCACGGAGAAUGGAACAUCAGCCGACGUAUUGAAAGCACGGAUCUAGCAUAUUCAGGUACCCUGCAAGGGUCUGCAAACUUCCAUCCACGCUUUCCUACAGCGGACAAAAGUGACAAGGUAUUCGAUCUUGAGUAUUUGUACAUCGAGUCCGGUACAUUCACAAACGCCAGUCGCCUGGAGAUGAAAGCUAGUAGACGCUAUGUCUACCGCUAUGCCGAGCAGGAUGAUACGCUUAGUAUCUGGUUCGUCAAGCCGGACAAUGAUCUCGAAGUCGAUUAUCUUUUUCACAACUUGGCAUUCGUCUCACCUGUCGACGCUAGGAAGGCUGGAACUUGCGUGGCGAAAGCAGAUCAUCUUUGUGUGGAGGACAUGUACUGGACCAAAUACACUCUACCGAUGGAAGCCAUUGUGCUCCGGAAAUUUGAGAUCGAGCAUGUGGUGAAGGGUCCUCACAAAGACUAUACUUCUACCACGCGGUAUACCCGACCGGCGAAACGACCGCGUUGA
Molecule: messenger RNA, 2250 nt
Organism: Recurvomyces mirabilis
Lineage: Eukaryota; Fungi; Ascomycota; Dothideomycetes; Mycosphaerellales; Teratosphaeriaceae
Exons: 1
Coding region: 1-2250 (749 amino acids)
Molecular function (GO): NADP binding; N,N-dimethylaniline monooxygenase activity; flavin adenine dinucleotide binding
Source: RefSeq, a predicted model, not a curated record